Linum trigynum is the source of this 5473-nucleotide messenger RNA. The record is from the annotation of a GenBank genome assembly. NCBI's taxonomy places the organism in Eukaryota, Viridiplantae, Streptophyta, Magnoliopsida, Malpighiales, Linaceae.
AGGUAGCAAAUGUGAUAUUUGGAAAAUCCACUCUUGCCUCAAUGUCACAAUCCAGCACCGUCAUUACAAAUAAUUCCAUUUCUAUUUCUCAAACUUAAAUAUUAGUUGUUACACAUUUCUCAUUUCUGAACCAUCAUCCUGAGGAGACUUGGAAUAUGACGCAAUUGAGAAUCACAUUUGGACUUUACCAAUUUAGAGAUAGAAUAAUAACAAAAUGCCGCCUAGAGCUGCUGUCAUUCUUUUAUCACAAGAAAGCGCGCAUGGCAACUGCGAGUCAGCAGUCUAAUAACAGCCUAUAAAUCUCACAAAAAAGGCUUUGAUCUCCUGCCACCCAACAUAACAUCAAUCCUUCUCCCAAGAACAAUGUCAACCACUCGCAAACUACUUUCCAAAAUCUCCAAUCUACUCAUACUCGUCAGCUUCUUUCAUCUCUCUGCACUCAGCAGUUACCUGCAGAGAGCAAAUGUAAACGCCUCGACCAACAACGAGACCGAAAGGCUCGCGUUGCUCGAGUUCAGGAAGGCCAUAACCAGCGACCCAAAUGGAGUCUUCCGCUCCUGGAACGACUCCGUCCAUUUCUGCUACUGGGUUGGCGUUUCCUGCAGCAACCGAGCUGGAUUACAAAGAGUCACAUCUUUGGACCUCCACAAACAAAACCUGGUGGGCACUCUGUCUCCACACAUAGGGAACCUCAGCUUCCUGCAGGGCAUUCACCUGGUAAACAACACUUUCACUGGGGAGAUUCCUCACGAAAUUGGGAACCUACUUCAGCUUCAGGCUCUGAAUCUCACCUGGAAUUCUUUAGUUGGCAAAAUUCAACACAACCUGACCCGGUGCUCACAGCUCAGGAUGUUGUAUUUGGAGGCUAAUAAUCUACAGGGGAGGAUCCCUCUGGAGAUUGGGUCUUUGUCAGAGCUCCGAGUCAUGAGGGUUGGAACAAACAACCUGACAGGAGAGAUUCCCGAUUCGGUGGGGAAUCUGACAAAGCUGAUUGACUUCGGAUCUGCUUAUCUCAACUUGGUCGGGCGCAUCCCGGAAAGCUUGGGCGCCCUGGAGAGCCUGAACUCGAUUUCUCUUGGGAUGAACCAAAUGAUCGGGACCAUUCCUCGAUCUUUCUUCAACAUCACCACUCUCAGCAUCAUUGCCCUCCCUUGGAACCAGUUUGAGGGUCGUCUACCCGAUGAUAUAGGCUUCACUUUACCGAACCUCCAGUUUCUUGCUAUUUCAAAGAACAAAUUGGAUGGCGCCAUCCCUAAAUCCUUGUGUAAUGCCACACAGCUAAUGGGUCUCGACAUGAACGAGAAUGGCUUCGUGGGUCAAAUUCCCAAUUGCGUUGGGAAUCUGCCCUAUCUAUACUGGCUGUCAGUUGGGAUAAAUCAUCUCGGCAGUUAUUCGCCUGGCGACUUUGAGUUCUUGGAAGGGUUGCAAAAUUGCAGUCAGCUUCAACAUUUUUCAAUCCCUCAUAACCACUUUGGAGGCACUCUACCUAGCACCAUAGCUAACCUCUCAGCUCAGCUUGCCUUACUUGACGUUUCGGAAAAUAAACUAGUAGGAUUGGUUCCUGCUGGACUUGAGAAGCUGGUUAACUUGAAUGCCAUAGUUCUGUCAUAUAACCUCUUUGGAGGUUCCAUUCCUUCUUUCUUUAGCAGGUUUCCCAAUUUGCAAAGCUUGCACUUAGAAGCAAAUCAGUUAUCAGGUCAAAUUCUUCCCUCCAUUGGCAACCUCACUCAGUUGACUGAACUUAACAUCUCGAAUAACAGAUUCGAAGGUGUUAUUCCUUUGGGUCUUGGUUCAUUACUCCAGUUGAUUUCCUUGGAUAUUUCUGGAAAUACUCUCACUGGAUCUAUACCUGGCAAGAUUUUCACUCUUCCGUCCUUGACAAAAUUACUGAACCUGUCACACAACUUAUUCACAGGGAACCUGAGUCCAGAAGUAGGCAAGUUGGAGAAUCUCAACGCAUUGGAUAUUUCUCAUAAUUUCCUGACAGGGAAUAUUCCAAGCACCAUUGGUGAUUGCCAGAGCUUAGAGCUUCUCUAUUUGCAGAGGAACUCGCUAGACGGUGGCAUCCCUCCAUCUUUAGCUUCCUUGAAAAGCCUUCGAGUGGUCGAUCUUUCACUCAACAACUUGCAAGGAGAAAUCCCAUCGGCACUGCAAAACAGUAACAUUUCAAAGUAUCUGAAUCUAUCUUUCAAUCAUCUUGAAGGACCGGUGCCAACGAAAGGAAUCUUUUCAAAUUCAAGUAGCAUAUCAUUAAUGGGGAAUAACAUGCUUUGUGGUGGUGUGUUGGAUCUCCAUCUCCCCAAGUGCCCAGCUAAACCUUCCACAAACGCCAUCAAUCGUCGUACUGUUUUGUUGGUAGUAAUUCUUGUUUUUGUGGGUCUAUCUCUCCUCUCUUUGUUAACCUUUCGAAUGAUCUCCAUGUCAGCUAAAUCAAAGAAGAAGCCAUCUGUGGAAGAUCCAAGACUACCCAAUUUUAUAAGGGUCUCUUACAGAGACCUUCACAGAGCAACUGGUGGAUUCUCCUCAGAGUCCUUAAUUGGGUCGGGCAGCUUUGGCAUGGUCUACAGAGGGAAUCUGGAUGAAACCGUCCCCCCUGUAGCUGUGAAAGUGCUGAAGCUGGAAAAAAGGGAUGCUUACAAGAGCUUGGCAACAGAAUUAAAUGCAUUGAGAAGCAUUAGACACCGGAAUCUUGUCGGGGUAUUGUCAUACUGCUCCAGUUUGGACCACAAUGGUGACGAAUUCAGAGCUCUCGUCUUCGAAUACAUGAAGAACGGAAAUUUGGAUAAGUGGCUGCACCCCAUGGACGGCUACCCCAAACUGAGCCUUGCCCAAAGGCUUAGCAUUGCGGUAGAUGUGGCAUCUGCACUGCAUUAUCUUCACGACCUCUGUGAAACUCCAAUCGCUCACUGUGAUUUGAAGCCGAGUAAUGUGCUUCUUGACGAAGACAUGGUAGCCCAUUUGAGUGAUUUCGGCAUUUCCAGAAUUCUUUCAACCGAGGAUACAACGUUAUCUGGAACAAGCACCAUUGGUAUCAAAGGAACAAUUGGUUAUACUCCUCCAGAGUAUGGAAUGGGCAGUGCAGCUUCGAAAGAAGGCGAUGUGUACAGCUUUGGAAUUCUACUUCUGGAGUUGUUUUCUGGGAAAAGACCCACGGACCACUUGUUCGGGGACAGUCGGAAUCUUCGAGACUUCAUGAUAGCAGGGCUGCCCGAUACGAUAUCCAGAGUAGUAGAUCCAGUGCUCUUCCUCGGUGGAGACAUGACUGAGGCAGCGGAGCCAGACGGAGGCAACGAGAUCAUAGAAGUAGUCGAACUGCAACGCAGAGAGAGUAACUUUAGAGAGGCGAGCUUAAUGAGGUCGAUUCAAUACCACGAUUGCAUGGUUUCAGUUGUCGAGAUCGGGAUAGCUUGUUCUCUGGAAUCAGCGCCAGAGCGGAUGAAGAUGGCGGAUGUUUCUCAGAGGCUAGAGUGCAUUAGGGAUGCUUUUGUCACGAAUAACACUCGGCGUCGACCGAGAGAGCGGCAGGAGAGGUAGUAAGUUUGGGCAUUCGGGCCUUCACUGAUCUAAUAUGUGAGCAAACAAGCACUGUCUGUGAAAGAAAAACAAAUAUGUAUUGUAAUAAUAAACUAGUACGACUCACUUACUGAAGUUGGAGAAUCUAAGCAGCUGAGAGGGAUAAUUCCAAGUAGCAUUGGGAAUUGCAAGAGCUUGCAGUAUCUCUAUUUGCAGAGUAAACUUGUUCAAGAGUGUCAUCCUUCCAACUGUAGCUUCCUUGAAAAGCGUUUGAGAAGUUGAUCUUUCACUCACCAACUUGCAACGAGAAAUCCCGGACGAUCUUGAAAACAUUAACCAACUUGAUGGCCAGGUGCCGACUGUAGUAUGCUUUGCAGUGGUAUAUUGAGUCUCCAUCUUCCUAAGUGCACAACUGAACCUCUCAAGAAUGCCAUCAAUCAUUAUACAGUUUCGUUGCUGACAGACAUCACAUAAAGAGAUCGGCGGAGUCAAAUACUAUCAGAGGUUAGAAGACAUCACUUAAAAAGAUUGAUAGAGCUCUCUGAUUCAAGUGUAGUAUAGAUUUUCAACCAAUGAAGUACCCUAAUCUCCUUAAGAUAAAAGAAAAGUGCACUUAUUAUUAUUAUGAGUCUCCGGAGAGGAUAUUCUGAAAAUAGGAAAAAGCAGUUACAUGUAACAACACGAACAUAAGACUACAAAAGACACAGAGAGAGUGAAAGCAGUAAACCAAGUAAGUUACUUGUAUGAACCUCUAGGAGCUCGUACUUCCACCUCGGAUUUUAUGUGGAAAAUGCAAUUUAUUUUGCAUCAAUCAUUCUCACUUGCAAUCAUCCCCCUAUUAUUGCUGUAAGAAUGAAAGGCACGCUUAGGAGCGAUUAAGUUUCGAGAGUGGCAACAGCGAUAUGGAACUUCUACCAUCGGAGAUAGGUUGAGUUGCAAGCACAGAACGUUGACGUCUGCUUCAAGUAUAUCUUAACUAAUCAUCUGAAGAGAUAAUGACACCAAAAGUCAUUGAGUAAUUUUCGAGAUUUCAAGACCAACUUUCUCACUCAGGAAUCAAGACAGUCAGACCAAUUCGACAAAGAAGACCAAAGCAGAUAGCUUCAUACCAUAAUCAAUCAAUCAAUCAAUCAAUCAGGAUACGGAAUUCAACACUCCACAUUCGAUUAUGCAGGAAUUGUACAAAUUCUGAAACUACAUGAUCUCUUCAUAUGCAUAUGCAAAUGAGAUUCAGGGGAUUACCUCAUCAAACACGGGGAAAGCCAGGGGAAUUCUUCGUUUAGGUUAUUGAGCAAGAUGAUGACACGCCUGGCGCUUUUAGAAAGAGGGCUAGGGUUCCGGCUCUAGGACGUCUACUACACAACCAGUCAACCACGCUCCUUCAUUUGUAAGCUCUUCUGAAAGCAAAAGCGAAGUGGUUAAGCCCUUCUGAAACCGAAUUCCUAUUCCUCCUCAGAACCCUCGGAAGUGAAGGCACGAAAUGGAUGGUGGGCAGUAAAGAGCUUCGAAUUCCCCCCUUCCCUGAUGGUGAAAAAAUCAAAUUGACGGCGAUAGGGUUUCGAUUUCCCCAUUAUAUUAUGAUUUAUGAGCCCCCGAAAGCUUCCGGCUGCUACAAUACGGUAAGAUGCAUCGAGGAGGAGGAAUGCGCGGCGACAGAAUAUGCUUGGAAGUCUCCUGGGCUUCCAUCGUUGAUUUCCACUUAUCUGAACUCACGGCGGCUAGCCAUCAGUCUCGAAGAAGAAGAAAGGGCGGCGCUCGAAUUUUAAAGGGGCAGAACUUUACAGUGUACCCGCCCGCGCCCAACCAAACCCGUGAAACCACUCCAUGGAAAAAACUUGCGCAAUAACUCCGUUGAACGGAGGGCGACGGGCGGUAGCUAUGGAGUGGUAGGUUUGUUCCGGUGCAAAUAUUUGUACCGUAAGUCACAUCCUUUUGACAACCAGCCAAAAUUAUGCAGACU